AUGAAGCAGGAGAAAGAUAUCCCCCCAGAGCACCACUUCCACCGAACCGGUGAAUGGCUGCCACACGAUCAUCGCGCCCAUCAAGAAUGGCUGGCCGGGGUCAUCGCCCACGUCGACCAGAACCCCAAAGACCUCCACCCGGUACUCCGGGAAUUCCAGGCGUUGGUCGAGAACAACACUCGAGUGUGGCUACUGUUCAGCUCCAUGUUCCAGCAAGUCCCCAACAAGCCCCCCUACAACAACGACCCUCGAGGCCCCGGCCACCCGCAGGUGCGCGACCACGUGCACAUGCUACAGGUCAUCAACCACAUCUUGACCACCGCCCCGUCAUGGAACGACAAGUCUGAGCGGGUCGGGUUGGUCGGGCUGCCGUUCAACGCGCUGUUCGACUGGCCGAUGGGGACGUCCAGCGGGUUCGCCGCCUUCCUCGACCCGGAGGUCAACGCGAUGCUGAAAAAGGUGCUCAAUGCCUGGGGGGACUUUCUUCGCUCGCCCGAGUCGGCCAGCGUGCUGGAGAGAAAGGCCCCGGCAAGCUGGUUCAGCGACCACGGACACGAGGAACUCAGCUUCACCGCCAACGUGGGCAAGUCGAAUUACAAGUUUGAGGACAUGUUCGUCUGCGACCCGUCGGACGCACGGUACGGCUACAAGUCCUGGGACGAUUUCUUCACCCGCCGCUUCCGAGAGCACAUCAGACCGGUGGCUAGUCCGGACGACGACUCGGUGAUUGCCAAUGCAUGCGAGUCCAAGACGUACAAGGUCGCCCGCAACGUCAAGGCCCGCGACCACUUCUGGCUCAAGGGCCAGCCAUAUUCGGUGCGCGACAUGUUAGCCCAGGAUGCUCUGGCCGACCAAUUCGUCGGCGGCACCGUCUACCAAGCCUUCCUCAGCGCGCUCAGCUACCACCGCUGGCACGCACCGGUGUCGGGAAAGCUGGUCAAGGCGUACGUGGUCGACGGCACCUACUACUCGGAGCCGCUGUUCGAGGACUUCAGCCCAGAGCAUGGCGCUGACCCCUCGGGGCAGGUCACCAGUCAGGGAUACCUGACGGCAACGGCGACACGAGCCAUCAUGUUCUUCCAGGCGGACAACCCGGCGAUUGGGCUCAUGGCGUUUUUGGGCAUCGGCAUGUGUGAGGUGUCGACGUGCGAGAUGACGGUCAAGGAAGGACAGCAUGUGAACAAGGGCGACGAGAUCGGCAUGUUCCAUUUCGGUGGGUCGACCCAUUGUCUGCUGUUCCGGAAGGGGGUGGAGGUGGAGGGAUUCCCGGAGCCGCAUCCAGAGCACAACAUUCCUCUGAACAGCGCCCUGGCUCGAGUGAAGACGACAUAG
Capronia epimyces CBS 606.96 is the source of this 1332-nucleotide messenger RNA. RefSeq names its product phosphatidylserine decarboxylase. Gene Ontology annotation, cellular component: mitochondrion. The transcript is spliced from 2 exons. Bases 1 to 1332 code for a protein of 443 amino acids. Gene Ontology annotation, molecular function: phosphatidylserine decarboxylase activity. Gene Ontology annotation, biological process: phosphatidylethanolamine biosynthetic process. The record is from RefSeq and is a predicted model, not a curated record. Lineage: Eukaryota; Fungi; Ascomycota; Eurotiomycetes; Chaetothyriales; Herpotrichiellaceae.